This is a messenger RNA of Ctenopharyngodon idella (grass carp), 9787 nucleotides long. RefSeq names its product chromodomain helicase DNA binding protein 9 (gene chd9). Bases 438 to 9401 code for a protein of 2987 amino acids. Lineage: Eukaryota; Metazoa; Chordata; Actinopteri; Cypriniformes; Xenocyprididae. The transcript has 38 exons. The record is from RefSeq and is a predicted model, not a curated record. Gene Ontology annotation, molecular function: protein binding; ATP-dependent chromatin remodeler activity; ATP binding.
CCCAGCCUGGAUGAAACACUCGUAGCACCUGAACUUAGGUAGACUGUCACGAUAUGAGCUCCACGUGAAAAGCACGACACGGACAGGCAGCACCGUGUUUUCAGCAAACGGUGGUUCUGAACUAACAGCGACCGAGCACACUCCAGAAAGUAGACCAGAUCGCUGUCUCCGGACGAACGUAACAGGAAAAUACAGUUUGUAUUUCAAGGAUUAUCAUGUUCCUUCGCUGUCUUGACAAGCGUGAAGAGGACACACGUUCAAAGUUGGACAUGCUCUGGUGGCAAGGCUGAAACGCGCGUUCCAGACUGUUGCCUUUCUUGGUGAUGGACACACAGUGGUUCAACAAACUCUGAUGGUCUUUAGCUCCCUGUUGCAUUCAGCAGUCCUGUCGUAGGGGCGGCUGAGGGGGCAGACCCUUCAUGCACUGAACUCAUACAAUGACCGACCCCAUCAUGGACUUCUUUGAUGACCCUAACAUAUUUGGGGGAGGGCUUGACAGCCUAGUCCAGGAUGAUCCCGGGUUUACCCCUGGGGCAGUGUCCUUGGAUGAUGAACUUCACUUGGGUCCUAGUUUGGAGAAUCUUCAGGUGGAUGCAGGGCCCAGAUCUUCUACCAUCCAACAUGGGAUACCCUACAGUCAACCUGUGGGGCAUUUUGACACUGUGAAGGCACAGACCUCAAUAGAACAGUCCUUUCCUAGUCCAGACGUAGGUAGCAAUGAUGGAAGAUCUUUUUUGUCACAGCAGCAGCCAUUUCAAAGGCAUACUAUGAACCAAGUGCCCCAGACCAAUGGACUGUUUCUUCACAACAGCCCCAUGUGGGGAAACCAUGAUCAAAAAGGGAAUAACUACCAUCAGCACCAUCAACACCACCAACAACUUCAUCAACAACUUCAACAUAAACACUUUCAACAGCAACAACAGUUUCAGCAGCAUCAAGCUCAACAUCAGCAGUACAGUCAUCAGCAUCUUCAGCAGAGACAGCACAGUCUCAAUCAACACCCGAUCUCGAACCAGCUGCAGCUUCCACACCAACAAAUAGCCCAUCAGGGCUUGCACCACAUUGCACCACAACAUCUCAAUUUUUACUAUGAGGGCAAUGUCCCCCAAAAUCAUUCCCAGCAGCACCACCAUAACUCGCUCAGUGUAGAGGGUAGUCCUUUUCACCCUACAGUUGCCCAAAGUGGUCAUUCACAGUCCAAACAGUAUCUCGAGGCCUCAAUGAGGCCUGUGUCUUCUCAACAAAGUGGCUUUCAGGUGGCACAAGGGGUCCAAGGGUUUACUACAGGUCCAAGGUUGGAAGACAAUGACCUGGCCUUCCCUGUCCAGCCUUCCCCUGCAACCCAUUCUUUUCAAACUGACUCGGUUAGCCAUGCUUCGUCCUAUCCCACUGCUCGUUACGCUCCCAGUGUGGUAAAUGAAACACAGUCUUACUCCUCUGCCCCAGUAUCUAUUACAACCUCUUCUAUGGCCAUCUCACCAUCUGCUUCAAACCUGUUGGAUACUGGUUGUCCUUUCCUGUCUAAUUCCGGAAUGGAACAUCAGCAGCAACAAGUCAGAAUACCGGGAAGUCCAGCACAACAGUGCCCUUUACGUAGCUCCAAAUCGGACCAGAAUCCCUUCAACUCCUCUGAGGUGUUCUCAGAUGGUCUGAACUCAUUCUCUGCAGACCGUCCGUUCUCUACGGCAGAGCGAAGGACAUGUGAUGUGCCUGGACCUUUGGUUGCGAACCAGAGCGUAAGCAGCAUUAAUGGGUUUCAGGCUCUGGAGGAGGUCUUGCUUGGAGAGCAACAUGAUCAAAGACUUGACGACCUAAGUGAAGCUCCUGACCUAAUAGGAGAUGAGCUGUUGCCUCAGCUGGAGGCACUAGACCAGGAAGAGAACUCUAAUCACUCUUGGAUAAAUGUAGGACUGGGGAAUGGCCGAGAAGAGGAAGUGAAGGGGCAGGAAAGCAUGGAGGAUCUGCCAAUGGUAUAUGAUGCACAGCCUCCUAAGAACACUAAUGGUCCUAGCAGCCAGCCGCGGGUACUCAGCCCACCAGUGAAAAGCAGCUCCUCUUCUUCCUCUUCGUCAUCCUCGUACGUAUCCGUGUCAGAGAAGAGGGUGCAGAAGCGACAUCAUCAGCAUCAGCAUCAGCAGCAGCAGCAGAUGGAGUCACCCCUUUCGGACGAUAAACAACAGAAGGCCAAUCGAAUCAUCUCGGAGGCCAUCGCCAAAGCACGAGAGAGGGGAGAGAAAAAUAUUCCGCGCGUCAUGAGUCCUGAAAGCUUCCCGUCUUCGUCGUCACAGCACCGCAGUCACAGGGCAGGUUCCUCCAAGUCCAGAGGCAAGGAUAAGAGUUCCAAGAAGGCCCGGAUUGUGUCGUCAUCCAAGCCCAAGCAAAAGGCUAAAAUUGGGAAAAUCGUUAUAAAGUUCGGAAAGAAGAAGAGAAAGAAGACAGAUUCCUCAGAUGAGCUGUCUGAUGAUGACAGACCAACUCGACGAUCCUCUAAAGAUGACGAUUCGAAGCGGCGUUCAAACCGGAAGGUCAAGAGGAAGAAGUAUGAGGAUGAUGGUGAGGCUCGACUGUCUGAUGAAGAAAUGAAGGUCAUCGUCAAAGCCAAGAAGAGCAAUCCCAACGCUCACAAACAACCUGCAGUGCAGCUGUUUGUGGAGAACCCAACUGAGGAAGAUGCUGCUGUGGUUGAUAAAAUCAUGGCAUCUCGUGUAGUGAAAAAUGAGGUUUCUCCUGGAGUGAUGGUAGAAAUUGAAGAGUAUUAUGUCAAAUACAAAAACUAUUCAUAUCUUCACUGUGAGUGGGCGACGGAGCAGCAGUUAGAGAAAGACAAGAGGAUCCAGCAGAAAAUCAAGCGCUUCAAGAUCAAACAAGCGCAGAAAGCACACUUCUUUGCUGAUAUUGAGGAGGACCCAUUUAAUCCUGACUAUGUAGAAGUGGACCGAGUUCUUGAAGUCUCAUACUGUGAGGACAAGGACACCGGAGAGCCGGUGGUGUAUUAUCUGGUGAAAUGGUGCUCAUUGCCAUAUGAGGACAGCACAUGGGAGCUGAAGGAAGAUGUAGACCAGACUAAGAUUGAAGAGUUCAAAAAGCUGCAGGCAGCAAAACCACACACCACCAGAGUGGAGCGUCCUCCAGCAAGUCACUGGAAGAAGCGGGAGCAAUCACGAGAGUAUUGUAAUGGAAACUGUCUCAGGGAUUACCAGCUGGAGGGGGUCAACUGGCUUCUUUUCAACUGGUACAACAGGCGUAACUGUAUUUUGGCGGAUGAGAUGGGUCUGGGAAAGACCAUCCAGUCUAUUACGUUUUUGGAUGAGAUCUAUCGCACAGGGAUAAAAGGGCCGUUCCUCAUCAUCGCCCCUCUCUCUACCAUCGCCAACUGGGAGAGAGAGUUCAGAACCUGGACGCACCUCAAUGUCAUUGUGUACCAUGGCAGUGUGGUCAGCAGACAGAUGCUUCAGCAGUAUGAGAUGUACUUCAGAGACGCGCAGGGUCGUGUGAUAAGAGGUGCUUACCGGUUUCAGGCAGUCAUUACAACAUUUGAGAUGAUUUUGGGAGGCUGUCCAGAACUUAAUGCAAUAGACUGGCGCUGUGUCAUCAUUGAUGAAGCCCAUCGACUCAAAAAUAAGAACUGCAAGCUACUGGAGGGCUUCAAACUUAUGAGUCUGGAACAUAAGGUGUUGUUGACGGGCACUCCCCUACAAAACACGGUAGAGGAACUCUUUAGUCUGCUGCACUUCCUGGAGCCAACCCGCUUCCCUUCUGAAAACACCUUCAUGCAGGAAUUUGGAGACCUCAAGACUGAGGAGCAGGUCCAGAAACUCCAGGCCAUCCUGAAGCCGAUGAUGCUGCGUCGUCUUAAGGAAGACGUGGAGAAGAAGUUGGCCCCUAAAGAGGAGACCAUCAUUGAAGUGGAGCUUACCAACAUUCAGAAGAAAUACUACCGCGCCAUACUAGAGAAGAACUUCUCAUUCCUUGCUAAAGGAGCUGGCCAAGCCAAUGUUCCAAACCUGCUCAACACCAUGAUGGAACUGCGGAAAUGCUGCAACCAUCCCUACCUCAUCAAAGGGGCUGAGGAGAAGAUCUUGGAGGAUUUCAAGGAGGUGUACAGCCCCACAGCAGUAGAUUUCCACCUGCAGGCUAUGAUUCAGUCGGCAGGUAAACUCGUUCUCAUUGACAAGCUGCUCCCCAAGAUGAAGGCUGGUGGACACAAAGUGCUCAUCUUCUCUCAGAUGGUGCGCUGCCUGGACAUCCUGGAAGACUACCUCAUCCAGAGAAGAUACCUCUAUGAGCGGAUAGACGGUCGUGUACGUGGGAACCUCCGUCAAGCAGCAAUAGACCGUUUCAGUAAACCGGACUCCGAUCGAUUCGUCUUCCUGCUGUGUACACGAGCAGGUGGUCUCGGUAUUAACCUCACAGCUGCCGACACCUGUAUCAUCUUUGACUCUGACUGGAACCCACAGAACGACCUGCAGGCUCAGGCUCGCUGCCACAGGAUUGGUCAGAAUAAAGCUGUUAAAGUAUAUCGACUAAUCACACGUAACUCGUAUGAGCGAGAGAUGUUCGAUAGAGCCAGUCUGAAGCUGGGAUUGGAUAAAGCAGUGCUUCAGAGCAUGAGUGGACGGGACAACAGUAUAGGAGGAGGAGGGCAGAUGCAACAGCAGCUCUCUAAGAAGGAAAUUGAGGACCUUCUGCGGCGUGGAGCUUAUGGUGCCAUAAUGGAUGAGGAAGAUGAGGGGGCUAAAUUUUGUGAAGAGGACAUUGACCAAAUCUUGCAACGCAGAACCAAGACCAUCACUAUUGAAUCGGAGGGUCGGGGCUCCACCUUUGCCAAGGCCAGUUUUGUAGCUUCAGGGAACAGAACAGACAUCUCUCUGGAUGACCCCAACUUCUGGGACAAGUGGGCCAAGAAAGCAGAGAUUGACAUGGAUACAAUCAAUGGCAGAAACAGUCUGGUGAUCGACACCCCUCGGGUCAGGAAACAGACCCGGCCGUUCAGCGCCACUAAGGACGAGCUGGCUGAGCUCUCUGAAGGGGAGAGCAGUGGAGACGACAAACCCAAACUCCGGCGACCACAUGACCGUCUCAACAGCUAUGGCCGCACAGAGUGCUUCAGGGUGGAGAAAAAUCUGUUGGUGUAUGGGUGGGGCCGCUGGAAGGACAUCCUGGCUCAUGGCCGCUUUAAGCGACAGCUGAGUGAGCGUGACGUAGAGUGUAUAUGCAGGGCGCUCCUGGCAUACUGCCUUGUGCAUUACCGUGGAGACGACAAAAUCAAGAGCUUCAUGUGGGAUCUAAUCGCUCCCACGGAGGACGGCAGGACCAAGGAACUUCAGAACCAUUUGGGUUUAUCGACUCCAGUACCGCGAGGCAGAAAGGGAAAGAAGAUGAAGACUCAGUCAAGCUCAUUUGACAUCCAGAAGGCAGAGUGGAUCCGAAAACACAACCCAGAACACAUGUUGUCUGAUGAUGGGUACAAGAAACACUUGAAACACCACUGCAACAAGGUGCUGUUGAGGGUCAGAAUGCUGUACUAUCUGAAACAAGAGGUGAUUGGAGCACAGUGCCAAAAAGUGUUGGAUGGGAUAGAUGCCAGUGAGAUAGAUAUCUGGGUUCCUGAGCCAGAUCAUUCAGAGAUGCCUGCUCUGUGGUGGGACAUGCUCUCGGACAAAUGUCUGCUGUUAGGAGUGUAUAAGCAUGGUUAUGAGAAGUACAACACUAUUCGUGCAGAUCCAGCACUGUGUUUCUUAGAAAGGGUUGGGAGGCCAGACGAGAAGGCCAUCGCUGCUGAACAGAGAGGAAAUGACUUUAUGGAUGGGGAUGUGGACGACCCUGAGUAUAAGCCUGCUCCAGCUUUGCUGAAGGACGAUAUGGAGGACGAUGCUUCCUCCCCGGGAGACCUGGUCAUCAGUGAUGCAGGUGGAGAAGGAGGGUCUGUAUUAGAUGGUGGAGGUGGGUCUCUGGGUGCUGGCUCAGGGGUGUACUGGCCCUCGCCCUCCACGCUGACGGCCCGGCUGCGGCGUCUGAUCACUGCAUCUCAGCGAUUCACCAAGAGCAGACAGAUACUUCAGAUCCACCAGACACAGCAGUCCAUGACCCCUGCCCUCUACACCCUGCCUCCCACGAUCAGCGACACGCUCAAUCCCAAAAUUGCUGCUAAGAUUGAAAGACAACAACGGUGGACGCGGAGGGAGGAGGCAGAUUUCUACCGUGUGGUUUCGACAUUUGGGGUAGUGUUUGAUCCGGAUUUGGGCCGUUUUGACUGGACCAAGUUCAGAGCCAUGGCUCGACUGCACAAGAAGACUGACGAGAGUCUACACAAGUACCUGUGUGCCUUUAUUGCCAUGUGCAGGAGGGUCUGCCGCCUACCCGCCAUAGAGGGAGAUAUGGUGGACUCCUCUCUUGCUAUUCAACCGAUCACAGAGGAGCGUGCGUCCCGUACCUUAUACCGCGUGGAGUUGCUGCGGAAGAUAAGAGAACAGGUGUUGCGUCACCCUCAGCUUUAUGAGCGUCUAGCACUGUGCCAGCCAGGACCGGAUCUUCCAGUGUGGUGGGAAACAGGAUCCCACGAUAGAGAUCUUCUUCUUGGGGCAGCCAAGCACGGAGUCAGCCGAACAGACUACCACAUCCUCCGUGACCCGGAGCUCUGCUUCAUUGCGGCCCAGAGGAACUACAGCCAGAACAAGGGAACUGUAUCACAAUCCCAAGCCCAGAAUCAGACGCCUUCGCUGGGACAGUGUCACAUCCCGACCCCCCUCCAGCACAUUCAGGCUAAAGAGGCUUCUGCUUCACCACUCCUAAACCAAACUGAAAUGAAGGAGGAGCUGAUGUCAGAGGGAGAAGAAGAGAAUGUAGAGCGAGGGCCCAAGAUGGAGACGCUCUCUAUCAGACCACCCACACCUUCAGGAGUGGACGAGAAAGAUGAUGUCAACAAAGCAGGAGAGAGUGAGAGUCGGAUGGUGGCGGCCAGAACAAAACCACUCACGCCGAACUCAGUAACUCGAAAACAAAAGAAGCUGAGUAAGCGGAGCCGCAGGGAGGCCAGGAGGGGGUCGGGAUCAGAAUCGGACUCGGACGCCUCCUCGUCCAGCUCUUCGUCAAGUUCUUCAUCAAGAUCUUCUUCCUCAUCCUCGUCUUCAUCACGGUCGGGAUCUAGUUCCUCAUCCUCGUCUUCCUCCUGUUCUUCGGGCUCCUCAUCUUCAUCAUCAUCAUCAUCCUCAUCUUCAGAAGACAGUGACAGCGAAGAGGUACCAAAGAUCGCGUCAGCAGUACCUGGUGUUAAAGGCUUUGACGAAGACAGCGUUGCCUCACUCAACACUACACAAGAUGACAUGCAGGACAGUCAUGUGACCAAUGGUAUCUCUAACCCUCCCCACCCUUUCCAGGGAGGCUAUAUGCUUGCUGCCUCCUACUGGCCAAAGGACCGUGUCAUGAUAAACCGGUUGGACAGUAUAUGUCAGGCAGUGUUGAAGGGCAAAUGGCCAGGGGUUCGUCGUGCAUAUGAAGGCAAUGCAGUGACUUCUUUCUACACCACUAAACUCCUGGACAACGCAACUACGCUAACAGAAGACCCCUCAGCUUCCCCUCAGGGUUCAAAGGUGAAGAAGCAUGUUGCAGACAGAGAAAAGGAGUUCUCAGUCAAAAUCAAUAACGAGGGCAGCCUUAAACUGACCUUCCAGAAGCAAGGCCUGCCUCUGAAGCGCCCCCUGGAGGGUGAGGAAGGACCUCUCGCCCAACAGCAGUACUUAGCCCGGCUACAAGAGUUACAGAAUGCAUCUGAUACCAGCCUAGCGGACUACACCAAAACACUGAACAGCUAUCCACAAGGUAACAAAUACUGUACUGUAAACACUGUACACAAUGUACAACACUGGAUGACACUACAAAUGCAUGCUGUUUGUGGUAUUGUAGUACUGCCAGAGCAAAUGCGAGUGAAUGGUGUGAUGGAUGGACAGCCCGUAGUGAAGAAGAGGAGAGGACGGCGGAAGAAUGUGGAGGGGAUGGACUUGCUGUUCAUGAACAGAAACAGGCCUCCUGUGAUGCCAGAGCAGGCUCCUGCUGGCUGGAGUGGUGGCGUCGCAAGUACAUCCGCUCCCCCUGGUCUGAGCACACCUCAAGGGCCCAAUACCAUCGAUACGGAGAGCCGCGUUCCCGUCAUCAGCCUCAAAGAUGGGACGCGACUAGCUGGAGAGGACGCUCCAAAACGGAAAGAUCUUGACCAGUGGCUGAAGGAGCACCCGGGCUUCGUGGCAGAUGUGGGAGCCUUUAUCCCUAGUGCAACCAAGCUGCAGUUUCAAGACGGCAGACCAAAACAGAAAAGACAUCGCUGCAGAAACCCCAACAAAAUUGACAUCAACAGCCUGACUGGAGAAGAGCGAGUACAGAUUAUCAACAGGCGAAAUGCUCGCAAAAUUGGUGGUGCGUUUGCACCUCCUCUGAAAGAUUUAAGCCGGUUUCUGCAAGAGAAUCCAGAGUAUGGCGUCCCACCAGAGUGGGCUGACGUUGUUAAACAGUCUGGUUACCUUCCUGAAAGUAUGUUCGACCGCAUCCUUACUGGCCCCAUCGUUCCCGAAGAGGUGAGCCGACGAGGUCGACGCCCCAAAAACGCUCUGGCUAAAGCAGCCACCGUGGCCAGUGCCAGUGCCAGUGCCAACGCUGCCCUGGGGCUCAACCCACUCCUAUCCAACGGCCUCCUCGCUGGGCUGGACCUGCCUAGUCUUCAAGCUCUUCAGCACAACCUCCAGAGUCUCCAGUCUCUCCAACUCACCACUGGCCUAAUGGGACUGCCUCAUGACCCCACCAACAUGGCCGCCAUGUUUCCAAUGAUGCUGUCCGGAAUGACUGGCCUGCCGAACCUCCUUGGGAUGAGCGGUCUCCUCGGAAAGCCCUCGCAGGAUGCGGCGGGUGGAGCUUUGACAGGCGACGAGGACGGAAAAAAGAAGAACGGCGGAGAGUCCGCCACGCACAAAGCGUCGGCUCAGACUUUGAUUACAGAUGGCAAAUCAGAAAGGACAGAGGGUCAAAGCUCCAAAGCCACCACCUCGACGGCCACCAACUCAAAUCAAACAAGUGCUUCUGCUUCAGGCCACUCACUGGCCCUCAACCCCCUUCUCCUCUCUAGUAUGCUCUACCCAGGGAUGCUUCUUACUCCAGGCCUUAACCUGCCUGUGGCCAACCAGCCGCAAGCUGCAAACACUCAGCCAACCCCACCGCUGCAACCUGCUGCCUCUGAAGCCACGGCCCAGCAGCCCGGCCGCUCAGAGGACAAAGACAGCGAUGAGGGGGAGGAGCCCGACGAAAAGAAGGAUACCAGUGGUCCAGAAGGCUCGGCGAAGGCGGAGUCGUCCUCCUCCGAGUCCGACAGCUCCUCCUCGUCAUCCGAGGAUUCCGAUUCCAGCGACGAAGACUGAGUCUUUAUACAUGUAUAAAUAAAUAUUAUAUAUUUAUAUACAUCUCUUAGAAAUCUAUACAUAUACACGCAUAUAGGAAUUAUCCUGCAUUUACUACAUCAUGUUUUUUGUUUCCAUGUAAAUAUAAUAACUAAAGUGUUGUGUAAUGAAGAGGAAAAAAUGGAAAAUGGAGAUCCUAGAGAAACUGAAAUGAGAUUUCAGUGUUUGUUUAGGUACAAUGUCGUUUCGAAGAGACGUUUUGCAUGUCGAGAAAAAAAAAAAAAAACUUUGUGAAAUUGUAUUACACCAUGAUGUACAAUUGCAACAGACAAGAAGCAAAAACUAAAAGGCAUUAUUGUUAUAGUUAUGUCGGGAUUUAAUUUUAUUAAAGAAAUGAGGACGCUGUU